GCGCCUCCGCUGAGGGGCUCGCGCAGGCCGGCCCCGGCGCUUGGGCCCUUCCCCUGGUGCCCGCCGGGCCGCAGGAGCCGGGGCUGCCUGGGAGGUGGGGUGGCGGGUCCUCCAGCGGGGAGCGCUCUGCCUGCACCCGGUAACCCGGCCAGGCAGGGCUGGGGCCUGUGAAGUGGGAGCGCGGGAGGUCACCGCGCAGCCUUGGGUAGAGAGCAAGAAAUCCCUGUCGAGUGUGGACAAAGCCAGCCCUGCCUUGGGCUGACCAGGAGAGAGUACCCAGGGCGACAUCUCCCCUUAGCCCUGUCACAUCAGACUGAGGCGCCAAACUCGUGUCUGAAUUGAGUGUUUUUUUCCUUUUUCUGUACUAAUGGAAGAAAACAACCAAUUGGGAAUUAGUGCUGAGGAAUGCUGUGAGUGGGGACUCUGCAGUGUUUGCACUAAAGACACAUCAAGUCAUCUUUGUCCCAUGCUGUCUCUCUUUCUGUUGGUGUAAAGCUCUGUUAAAGUGUGUGGGGUUUUGCUUUUACAGGGUGGAAAAAUACAGACCCAUGAAACUAUGUGAAAUAGUUGGCAAUGAAGAUACAGUGAGCAGGUUGGAGGUCUUUGCAAAAGAGGGGAACGUACCAAAUAUUAUAAUUGCUGGUCCCCCAGGAACAGGUAAAACCACCAGUAUCCUCUGCUUGGCUCGUGCUCUGCUUGGACCUGCAUUAAAGGAUGCUGUUUUGGAGCUGAAUGCCUCAAAUGACAGAGGCAUUGAUGUUGUGAGAAACAAAAUCAAAAUGUUUGCCCAGCAAAAGGUCACGCUUCCAAAAGGUCGGCAUAAAAUAAUCAUUCUUGAUGAAGCAGACAGCAUGACAGAUGGAGCACAGCAAGCAUUGAGAAGAACAAUGGAAAUUUAUUCCAAAACAACGCGCUUCGCACUUGCAUGCAAUGCCUCGGACAAAAUCAUAGAACCUAUUCAAUCCCGGUGUGCAGUGCUGCGUUACACCAAGCUGACGGAUUCGCAAAUCCUUGCAAGGCUACUGCAAAUUGUUGAGAAAGAGGAUGUACCGUAUACAGAUGAUGGACUAGAAGCUAUUAUCUUCACAGCCCAAGGAGAUAUGAGACAGGCAUUAAACAACUUACAGUCCACAUAUUCUGGAUUUGGUUUUAUAAACAGUGAAAACGUUUUUAAGGUAUGUGAUGAGCCUCAUCCUCUUCUUGUGAAAGAAAUGAUACAACACUGCAUAAAUGCAAAUAUUGAUGAAGCAUACAAGAUUCUUGCACACCUGUGGCGACUUGGGUACUCUCCAGAAGAUGUGAUUGGCAACAUCUUUCGUGUGUGUAAAACCUUUCAAAUGCCAGAAUAUCUGAAAUUGGAAUUUAUCAAGGAAAUCGGGUACACUCACAUGAAGAUAGCAGAAGGAGUGAACUCACUUUUACAGAUGGCUGGCCUGCUGGCCAGGCUGUGUCAGAAGACGGCAGCCCCUGCAGCCAGUUAGUGUUUGACGGGGUGAACCCAUGUUCCGGAAGGGGAAGGCCUGGUGUGCAAGGGCAGCAGCUCCCCGGGGGUCCUCAGCGCUGCAGGCAGAGAGCCUGCUCCCUUACUUUUGCUAAAUCACAGCAAAAUAACCAGGUUCUACUGUAAAAAUGUUUUGUACUUUUUUAUUUAGACCAAUAAAGCUUUAAAAUUU
Messenger RNA from Athene cunicularia (burrowing owl), 1673 nucleotides. It is a transcript of the gene RFC2, whose product is annotated as replication factor C subunit 2. The record is from RefSeq and is a predicted model, not a curated record. The coding region runs from base 549 to 1481 and encodes 310 amino acids. Gene Ontology annotation, biological process: DNA repair; DNA-templated DNA replication. Gene Ontology annotation, molecular function: ATP hydrolysis activity; ATP binding; DNA clamp loader activity. Gene Ontology annotation, cellular component: DNA replication factor C complex; nucleus. NCBI's taxonomy places the organism in Eukaryota, Metazoa, Chordata, Aves, Strigiformes, Strigidae. The transcript is spliced from 10 exons.